AUGGAGCCAAUAGAGCUAACACAAAAUGUAAUCCAAAGCAUGGAUAUCGGCAAAGUCUUCAAAGACUCCCAGCGCGACAUCAACUCUAUCAGUUUUUCCGACGACUGCUCCCUCCUGAUCACCUCCGCAGACGACGAUUCCGUCAACAUCUACAAUGUCCAGCGUGGAACCCGUGACAAGCUUCUCUACAACAAAGAAUAUGGCGUCGAGAACGUCCACUUCACUCACCACAACAACGCCUUCUUAUGCUCCACAAAAAAGGGCAACGAGCAUUUGGUCAAAUAUUGGAGCUCAUACGACAACAGGAUUAUCCACAAUUUCAGAGGCCACGGCGACGAUAUCACCUCUAUUGAUAUGAGCCCGAAAAACGACAUGUUUAUUUCGACGUCAAAAGACAAGCUGCUGCUCUUAUGGGAAUUAAGAAGUAGAAGGGCUCUUGGCAGGCUUGAUUAUAAAGAAGCCUCAGCUGGCGGAAUGUGCACUUUUGACCCGUCUGGAGCAAUUUUUGCAUUGGUUUACCCAGUGGUGACGCAAAAUGUGACAAAAAAUUACAUAAAGCUGAUAGAUGCCAACAAUUAUGCAGAUGGCGCUUUUUCGACCUGGGAAGUGGAGUGUCCAGAGAUUAAAGGGAUACAGUUCAGUGAGGACGGGCAGUAUCUGUUAGCAUAUACAGUGGAAAAUAUGAUUUUACUUUUAGAUGCUUUGGAUGGCCAGAAGAAACAUAUUUUUAAGGAUUUUCAGAAUGAGAAUGGAAAGGUGAUGGCGUGCUUUAGCCCAGAUAGCAAGUAUAUCACAACUGGGGACGAAAAAAAUAACUCAAUUGUGUUCUUUGAUGUGAAUACCUAUGAAAAAGUGCAUGAACUUAGAGGACACCCGAAAACACCUACAUGUCUGGCUUGGAGCAGAGAGCAUGCACUGCUGACAUCAGGGUGUCAAAACUUGUUGUUUUGGGUUCCUGAUCAAUCAAGAAUUAGGCAAUAA
Molecule: messenger RNA, 981 nt
Organism: Blepharisma stoltei
Lineage: Eukaryota; Ciliophora; Heterotrichea; Heterotrichida; Blepharismidae
Source: the annotation of a GenBank genome assembly